Molecule: messenger RNA, 2160 nt
Organism: Salvelinus namaycush (lake trout)
Lineage: Eukaryota; Metazoa; Chordata; Actinopteri; Salmoniformes; Salmonidae
Product: sortilin
Exons: 20
Coding region: 1-2160 (719 amino acids)
Biological process (GO): vesicle organization; endocytosis; Golgi to endosome transport
Cellular component (GO): membrane; Golgi apparatus
Molecular function (GO): protein binding
Source: RefSeq, a predicted model, not a curated record
AUGAGGACCAACGCCAAGUCCUCUCACGGCCAGAGAGGGAUACCACAGCUUCUCCAAGACCCACUUUCACCGCUUACAGGGUUUCAUGGUGACGAUGGCUCCAGUUUUACUGUCACAUGGGUUGGAGACGGGACAGGAGUAAUCUUGGUGUUGUCUACAAUCAGUGCUCCUCUAGAUUCCUUCUUCGAGGGCGGUUCUUCACGAUUGUACCGCAGUGCAGACUAUGGCAAGUCUUUCCAUGAUAUUUCUCAUCUCAUCAACAACACCUUCAUAAGGAAGGAAUUUGGACUUCUGGCUGGACCAGGGAACUCUCAACAGGUGAUUCUGACUGCAGACACACCGGUUUUGGACAACCCCGGUGGCGUCAUCUUUACCUCAACUGAUGCCGGAGUGUCGUUUAAGUCUGUUCAGCUGCCUUUUCACCCGGCCCAGCCAAUCACCUUCCACUUCUUGAAUCCCGAGUACUUAGUGGUUAUCAGCAUAGAUGGCGGCCUGUGGCUUUCUCUGGACUUUGGGGCUGUGUGGACAAAGGUUCACGAAGGAACACAAUCUUUCACGUGGGGCUCCGGCAUCACUCUCUUCUUCAGCUUCAGUCCCAAAGGAACAGUGGAGGCAGACAGAAGAGGAGAGCUGUUCCUGAAGAGGACAGAAGACCUGGGGAAGACGUUCACCACCGUGGCACACAGCAUCUUCUCCUUCGGCUAUGUAGGAAGCUUCCUCUUCACCUCAGUCAUAGAGACACUGGGAGCCCCACGUGUCAUCUAUGUGUCCUCAGACCAAGGGGACCACUUCAACAAGGCCCAGCUCCCCUCCGCCUCCACUGAGCAGUUCUACUCGGUUCUGGAUGGGGAUGAGGACAUGAUCUUCAUGCAUGUGGACAAUCCAGGAGGUACUGAAAGCUACUUUGGGACGGUGUACACGUCAGAUGACCGGGGCAUCCUGUACUCUAAGUCUCUAGAGCGCCACCUCUUUGGUGGGGAAGGGAAGAGCGACUUCACCAACGUCACCUCCAUGAGAGGAGUGUACCUCACCAACGUACUGGAGGAGGACGGCCGCAUUCGGACAGUCAUUUCAUUUAACCGAGGGGGAGAGUGGACACUCCUCAACAAGCCCCAGAAUGUUGAGUGUGGUGAGGAUUCAAGAAAUGAUUGUAACUUGCACAUCCACGGUGAGCACAGUCGCUACAACGGCAUCACUCCCAUGCUGCCUCUCUCUGACCCCACUGCCGUUGGCCUUGUCAUCGCCCACGGCAGUGUGGGGGACUCCAUCUCGUCAACACGGCCUGACGUGUACGUGUCAGAGGACGGGGGGUACAAGUGGAGGGGUUCCUUGAGGGGGCCCCAUCACUACAGCAUCCUGGAUGCUGGGGGGCUCGUCGUGGCUGUGGAGGCCCACCCCAUGGACGGCCAAAUCAACACCAUCAAGUUCUCCACAGAUGAGGGCCAGUGUUGGAAGGUGUACAACUUUACAGAGCAGCCCAUCUUCUUCGCUGGCCUGACAUCCGAGCCGGGCACCAAGACCAUGAACAUCAGCGUGUGGGGCUACCGGCCCGAGGACGACCACCAGCCCAUGUGGGUGGUGGUCACCAUUGACUUCCAGAGUCUCCUCACCAGAGAGUGUGGUAACCAGGACUAUGUUCAGUGGUUGGCCCAUGCCAGAGAGGGCGGGGACUUGGCCACAGAGGGGUGUGUCUUGGGCUACAAGGAGAUCUUCAGGAGGCUGAGGAAGCUGUCCGUCUGCAGGAAUGGACGGGACUACGUGGUGAGCAGGCAGAAAAGCCCCUGCCCCUGCACCAGAGAGGACUACCUAUGUGACUAUGGUUACUAUCGUCAUGAGAACAGCUCAGAGUGUAUGAGACAACUGGACACUGCAGACCACGCCCUGGAGGUGUGUCUAAAUGGAGAGGAGGAGGAGCUUAGGACGUCGGGGUACCGUAAGGUUCCCAGUGAUAAGUGUGAGGGAGGUUUCACUCCCCUGCACAGAAAGGAAACAGUCAACAGUCAUUGUGGGAACUCCAGUCAGCCCCCCACUGCCAGCCCAUAUUCUGAAACCCCGCUUCAGGACGACGACUGCUCCAUUGCCGCCGACCCAGAGAGUGUCGCCAGUAGCAACGGAACAUCAGUCUUCCAAGUGGAUUCAGAUGAUGAUCUUAUUCAAUGA